CUACAUUUCCCAGAAGGCACUUGAAACGCAGGUGCCCCGGCAACUUGUUGCCUCGUGAGGAAAAUAGGGGUGACCUCCGCGAUCACCCGAGUAGUGGGAGAGCCGCUGUCAUUCUCAACCAGCUGAAAAUGGCUGAGCCUAUUAGAGUCCUGGUUACCGGCGCUGCUGGUCAGAUCGCAUACUCUCUGCUAUACAGCAUUGCAAAGGGAGAUGUCUUCGGUAAAGAUCAGCCUCUCGUUUUGCUUCUGUUGGACAUCACUCCCAUGUUGCCUGUGCUGGAGGGUGUUGUUAUGGAGCUGCAGGACUGUGCUCUCCCACUUCUGAGAGAGGUCAUCCCCACUGAUAAAGUGGACGUUGCAUUCAAGGAUUUGGAUGCUGCCAUCCUGGUGGGCUCCAUGCCAAGAAGAGAGGGCAUGGAGAGAAAGGAUCUACUGAAGGCUAAUGUUGCCAUCUUUAAGUCCCAGGGGGAGGCGCUUGACAAGUACGCAAAGAAAACAGUCAAGGUUCUAGUUGUUGGUAACCCAGCCAACACUAACUGUCUGAUUGCGGCCAAAUCCGCCCCAUCCAUCCCCAAAGAGAAUUUCUCCUGUCUGACGCGCCUGGAUCACAACAGGGCUUGCUCUCAGGUGGCAGUGCGUUGUGGCAUUUCAGCAAACGGUGUGAAGAAUAUGAUCAUCUGGGGAAAUCAUUCGUCUACGCAGUACCCUGACGUCCACCACUGCAAGGUGAAUGUGCAGGGGAAGGACGUGACUGCCUUUGAUGCAGUGAAGGACGAUGCCUGGCUGAAGGGAGAUUUCAUUUCUACAGUGCAGCAGCGUGGUGCAGCAGUUAUUAAAGCCAGGAAGCUCUCCAGUGCCAUGUCAGCCGCCAAGGCCAUCUGUGACCACAUGAGAGACAUCUGGACAGGCACUCCCGAGGGUGAGUUCGUAUCUAUGGGUGUCUAUUCCACUGGAAACCCUUAUGGAGUACCUGAGGACCUCAUUUACUCAUUCCCUGUUUCAAUCAAGGAUAAGACCUGGAAGAUUGUUGAAGGUCUGGCCAUCAAUGACUUCUCAAAAGCAAAGAUGGACGCAACAGCAGCUGAAUUAGUGGAGGAAAGAGACACCGCUGUCUCCUUCCUGGGUGUGUGACUAGAAACCCAACUGUCUACACCACUCUUAGAUGCCCAGAAAACUCAAGAAGCACGUUUGUAAAACACUCCUGAAAAUCUUUUUCUUCCCCUGAAACUGUUACACAAAUACUAGAACUGUGUGUACUUGAAUUUCCUAAAACUGUUCAGCUGGAUUUUGUCUGAUAAUUCAGAAUUGGAAUCUAGUCCAGCUGUUUAACAGGGACUUUGGUUGUUUCCUUUCUAGUUUUUGGUCUUCCACCAGAGCAAAGCUGUCAUAUAAUGAGAAAAAGUGGUCUAAAACAAGAUUUUAAUUAAUCCUAGAAUGCCCUUUCCAAUCCAGAACUGCAUAAAGGAGGACCAAAGCCUGGAAAGGACUCAGAGUACAUGGAUUAGGUCAUUCUGUGUCAUUGUCCAGACUGAAAUUUCAGCUGUUACAUAUCUGACAGGAGCCAGAAAUGAUCAAGGAAUCUUUCUUGUUUUAAUUAAUUUCCUUUGGCAGUGUGGUUACUGUAACAGAUGUUUAUAUGUAGAAUCCAGCAAUAAAACCCAGACAUUAAAAUGCA
Onychostoma macrolepis is the source of this 1674-nucleotide messenger RNA. It is a transcript of the gene mdh1ab, whose product is annotated as malate dehydrogenase 1Ab, NAD (soluble). The record is from RefSeq and is a predicted model, not a curated record. The coding region runs from base 129 to 1130 and encodes 333 amino acids. Gene Ontology annotation, biological process: oxaloacetate metabolic process; tricarboxylic acid cycle; malate metabolic process. The transcript has 9 exons. Gene Ontology annotation, molecular function: L-malate dehydrogenase (NAD+) activity. Lineage: Eukaryota; Metazoa; Chordata; Actinopteri; Cypriniformes; Cyprinidae. Gene Ontology annotation, cellular component: mitochondrion; cytosol.